Messenger RNA from Protopolystoma xenopodis, 267 nucleotides. NCBI's taxonomy places the organism in Eukaryota, Metazoa, Platyhelminthes, Monogenea, Polystomatidea, Polystomatidae. The record is from the annotation of a GenBank genome assembly.
AUGCUGGUUCGUCCUAAGGGCGGCAAGAGCCUGUGGGCGGAGUCUCAAAUUGACUUUUCUCCAUUCCUCACCAUCCCCAUAGUUUCAGCAACAAGUGACUUUGCCUCCAAAGCCUGUUCUUUGGUAAUCCUAGAUCAAAAAAGCACAUCGUGUUUGUCAGACGACCGCUACCCAGCCUCUCAGGCUAGCCGACUUGUAUCUCGCUGCGAUGUGCAUGGCGGAGUUUUAUGCCUAGACCUGACCGUUGAUGUUUAUCCGUCGGCCUGA